UCGAAGAAUCGAAGCUGAAUUUUUUAUGUAUUUAUUAACUAUUCUAGUCUGUUUCGAUUAGCGCUGUCAGAUAAAAAAGUUGUGACCAAAACUGUUUUUUAGCCCAUUUGAUUAGCUUCAACAAGUAGGAAUUUAAGCCUUUAUGUUGUUUUGGUAUGAUACCAACACCAUUUUAUUCCCAUAUCAGCGAUGAAGAUUUUUUAAGUAUAUACGAACCUUCUGAAGAUACUUUUUUGUUAAUUGAUACUCUUGAAAAAGAACAGCAUAUCUUAAAAAGCCAAAAGCCAUUGAUAUGUUUAGAGGUUGGAUCUGGUUCAGGAGUUGUUAUAACAUUCCUUGCUAAAAUUACUGAGAAUAAAUCAUUUUAUAUAGCAACAGAUAUCAACUUAAAUGCCUGUAUUUGUUCAAAGAAGACUGGACAUGAAAAUAAUGUUUAUGUUGAAACACACUGUGAUAGUUUUGCUUCAAGCAUGAUGCAGCGAUUGCAAGGCAACAUUGACAUUUUGUUGUUUAAUCCACCUUAUGUUUUAACUCCUUCAGAAGAAAUUGGAAAAAAAGACAUAAGUGCUGCAUGGGCUGGUGGAAAAGAUGGCAGAGAGGUUAUAGAUAAGUUUUUGCCACAAGCUAUUAAUCUUCUAUCACCAGCUGGUUUUUUUUAUAUUGUCCUCAUCAAAGAAAAUAAACCUUAUGAGAUUAUUUCUUUUAUGCAUGAUAAUGGCUUUCAUGGAGAAGUGGUUGCAGAACGAAAAUCUGGUCCUGAAAACUUACUUGUUAUAAAGUUUUCACGAUCAUAAAUAUUAAAAGAUUUAUUUUUAAUUCAA
This is a messenger RNA of Hydra vulgaris (swiftwater hydra), 821 nucleotides long. RefSeq names its product methyltransferase N6AMT1. Gene Ontology annotation, molecular function: S-adenosylmethionine-dependent methyltransferase activity; protein methyltransferase activity; nucleic acid binding. NCBI's taxonomy places the organism in Eukaryota, Metazoa, Cnidaria, Hydrozoa, Anthoathecata, Hydridae. The record is from RefSeq and is a predicted model, not a curated record. Gene Ontology annotation, biological process: methylation. Gene Ontology annotation, cellular component: eRF1 methyltransferase complex.